Molecule: messenger RNA, 6340 nt
Organism: Ylistrum balloti
Lineage: Eukaryota; Metazoa; Mollusca; Bivalvia; Pectinida; Pectinidae
Product: mothers against decapentaplegic homolog 5-like
Exons: 6
Coding region: 162-1547 (461 amino acids)
Biological process (GO): anatomical structure morphogenesis; regulation of transcription by RNA polymerase II; SMAD protein signal transduction
Cellular component (GO): heteromeric SMAD protein complex
Molecular function (GO): I-SMAD binding; DNA-binding transcription factor activity, RNA polymerase II-specific; RNA polymerase II cis-regulatory region sequence-specific DNA binding
Source: RefSeq, a predicted model, not a curated record
GCCAUCCUCAAUAAAGAAGAAAACUGGAACAAGACUGGUACAAAUUUUGAUGGCAACCAUUUUAAUUUCAUAAUUACUCCGAUAGGAAUAAUUAGACGGUUUACUGUGCCGACAUAUUGUGUCCUGGACCAAUUCCAGCGAUUUAGAGAUAUAACCGAGGGAUGAGUUCCCCAAUUUCCAGCCUGAACAGUCUCUUUUCCUUCACAAGUCCAGCUGUCAAGCGCCUGCUUGGAUGGAAACAGGGAGAUGAGGAAGAAAAAUGGGCAGAAAAGGCGGUAGACUCUCUUGUCAAAAAGCUGAAGAAGAAAAAGGGUGCACUUGAGGAUCUAGAAAAAGCGUUAAGUAGUCCAGGACAACCAAGUAAAUGUGUGACUAUUCCCCGAUCUCUGGAUGGCCGGCUUCAAGUUUCACACAGGAAGGGACUUCCCCAUGUCAUAUAUUGCCGUGUGUGGCGAUGGCCUGAUCUACAAAGUCACCAUGAACUUAAACCUCUUGAAUGCUGUGAAUACCCAUUCAGUGCUAAACAGAAAGAAGUGUGCAUAAAUCCCUACCACUACAAACGUGUAGAAAGCCCAGUGCUUCCCCCAGUUCUAGUCCCCCGGUACAGCGAGUUCCCAGCUGGCUCUCCAACAAUGCCACCGUUUCAGCAGGCCCCAGAACCAGCCAUGCCACAGAAUGUGAGCUUUGACCCGAAUGGCUUCCACCAACCCUCACAAGGUCCACACUCGCCAGCCAGUUCAGGUGGGCCCAGCAGUCCUUACGGAUUACCAGCUGGUACACCUCCACCCGCAUACCAACCUCAUGACGAUAACUCCCAGAACAUGAACAUGCAACAUGCUAAUCAGAGUAGGAACACUGUGAGAGGUCCACAACAACCAACUCCUAUGGAUACCAUGCCGACUCCUACAGGUAUCGGUACAAAAUAUCUACAACCAGUGACGUACCAGGAACCACAGUACUGGUGUUCCAUAGUAUACUAUGAAUUGAACAACCGCGUAGGAGAGGCUUUCCAUGCCUCUCAGACCAGCAUUGUUGUGGACGGUUUUACAGACCCCUCCAACAAUGCAGACAGGUUCUGUCUUGGACUCCUGUCCAACGUCAACCGUAACUCUACCAUAGAGAAUACUCGCAGGCAUAUAAGUAAAGGAGUUCAUCUGUAUUACGUAGGUGGUGAGGUAUUUGCAGAAUGUUUGAGUGACAGUAGUAUAUUUGUACAGAGCCGAAACUGUAAUUAUCAUCAUGGUUUUCACCCAACAACAGUGUGCAAGAUACCUCCAGGUUGCAGCUUAAAGAUAUUCAACAACCAGGAGUUUGCAUCUCUUUUGAGUCAGUCGGUCAACCAUGGUUUUGAAGCAGUAUAUGAACUUACUAAAAUGUGUACUAUUCGCAUGAGCUUUGUCAAGGGCUGGGGCGCAGAGUAUCAUCGCCAGGAUGUAACAAGCACGCCAUGUUGGAUUGAAAUUCAUCUCAAUGGACCACUUCAGUGGUUGGACAAAGUGUUGACCCAGAUGGGCUCGCCCCACAAUCCAAUUUCUUCAGUGUCCUAAGUGCAGUAUUGGCACAUUAUAGACCAAGGUCACACAGAAAAGAGAAUAAAAUCUCCAAGUGUAAUCAACAUAAACAUCUCGUCAAGACUUCCUUUUGGAUUGUGAUCUGCAUUUUGUGUAAUUCACGGUAGAUAUAAGCGUGUGUAAAUGACUGUGAAUGGUUGCUCCAGCUAUUGUUUUCCCCAUUCAUUAUAAGAAUAUGUCCUACAGACUGAUACUGUUGGCAGAAAUAAAGUUCUUACAUUAAAUGCAAAGGAUGCAUACAGUUUUCUGUGGAGUAGUAUCAAUGGUUAGACCAGCAUGUAUUGAUCUUCCAAUAGGUAUGACUUCUCCAUGAAGUUUGCUGAUCAGUGCUGAAGAUAUAUAAUAUUUUCAGUAGUGAUGUUAAUGGGUUGUAUUGUUCUUUUACUUCUCUUACUAUAUCAAAUGUACUUAAACUAAGUAAGGUAGAUAUUGUCAUUUGAAAUGGGCAGGUAUUUUUAAGAUGCUUGUCAUGAUUGUUAAGUAUAAAUCAGACAGGUGUGUUCAGCAAAUAAGAGGGUUUAAUUUUCAUUGAUAAUUACUAUGUUUAAUGGCAUAGGUUGUUGAAAUAAACAUCAGUUUUCUGCUGUCUCAAUCUGAUAUUCAGAUGAUUAAGUAUUGGUGUGAAGAGUAGCACUACAGGUUGUUAUUGUGCUUUGUUAGAUACUUUCAAAUUACAUAUAUAUUUUACAAUUUACUUAAUACAAAUCUGAUGAUGUUAAUUUUUGCACUUAUUCAACUCCUGAAUAAAGGAUGUCAUUUUCAGAGAAUAAUGAAAUUUUGUAACACAGCAAUAACUAUGCCAACAGUGACAAGACUGAAGCUUAUAUUUCAGUAAUCUUUAGGUAAGGUAUCUAUGUUUUUACCCUUAUUGAUUCAGAUGAAAAGCAAUAAUUGAUGUUUCCUUCCUAAUUCUACAUUUUCUAGGUUCCGUUUUCAAACACUCCAGAUAUGUAUUGAAUUGUGCUAUGUUUAAAGAUGUGUUUAGAACAGAAGAAUGUAGUCAUGCUCCCUGCGACACUGCAGAAGACAUAAUUUUGCUUAAAUCCCCAUUGUGAAUUUCCAUAUUUGAUAUUUUUUAUUCAUUUAUAUUUUAUACUAUCAAUGUUGUACCUGUGAAGGAUUUCCACACAGACAAAAAAAUCUGGAAAGUUUGUAGUCUAUUCCCUGAGGAGAUAGAUGCAGAAUUCAUUACAUUUUUGUGUUGGAUAUCUGGUAUGUUUGACAUACAUUUUGUCUGAAUCGCUUACUGUCUGAGACAGUGGAGAGUUUUAAAAUAGAUUCAAUAGCUGAAAGAGUUCUCUGUCAUGUCAGAACUGGUUGCAAACAUUUGACUGUUUAUGCAGGUCUUGCUCACAUGAUAAUUCAGCAAUAUGAUUUAAGAAACCUGUGGACAUUAAAUAUUUCAAUAAUUACUGCUGGCUGACAGUUACUAAGUGCUAAAAUUAGGUCUGUUUAUUUAACAUUCAACAUGGAUUUUUAUUUUAUGUUAUAUAGGAGGGAAAGUAUUGUGUACAUGACUUCAUACUUUCUUGAUGAUAAUCCCACCUGAAGAUAUACAUACCUUGUUGAUUCAAGUGUUAAUCAAAUAUCAGUGAACCCAAACAUGAUCUGGUAAGAUGGGUUCAUGUAGUUCAGAAAUAUAAAUUUGAUACUGAGAAUUUUAUGUUUAACUAUUACAGUGUUUUGAAGUGGUCUCAUAAGUAAAUAUGAGUUUAAAAUAACUGUCAAAGUAUUGAAGCUAUUUCAUUACCCAAUUAUGUUCAGAAGAAAUUUAUCUGAUGUUAACAUAAAGUGUUUGAUAAUUCAUUUAUGUUGGGAUUUUCUGCCAUGAAAAUAAUGGAUGUAAAAUUUGUUGUCUACUGUUAACAUAACUAAAUAUUUGUAUAUGCAUAUUUUCCAAAUAUCUUUCAAACUCGUAUGCAGGCAGAUUUGUUGCCAGUUAAGGAGUAUCACAAUAUCUUUAUAUUUUUGGGCUUCCAGUAAUAUGUUUUGUGUGUUAUGUGGGAUGAAGGCCUCUGUAUUUUGUGUCAUACAUGUUGUUAGGAAGGUCUACAUAGGCUCAAUAUAUAGGUAGUUAUAACUUUAACAUGCUUCAUACUUCAAGAAUCAUUUGUGUAGUGAUUGUCGUGCGUGUUAUGGAACAAGGCUACUGGUAUCUGUUUACUUGAGUUAUCUCCCCUACUUAAGCUUUCACCGUACUAGAAGGAAAAAGCACAGCAAGUGAGGUCAAAUAUAUAUCUGGGCAACAUUCCUGAAACCAGGACCUUGUUUGUCCAGAUACAUUCUUAUUAAGAAUCUCAAAACCUUUCCCCACCUACUGUUAUAUAACCAAGCAAGGUUACAGGAAAUUAAUGUAAUAACAUGUCAACAGAUGGAUAAUUGAUGUUAAGUUGUUCAAAUUUCUGAUAGGCUAUCAUAGAAAAUGUUUGUAAUCAGUUUGAAUUAUUUCAACACCUAGAUAAUGGCUUUCUCUUGCAAUCCUCAUUUCAGUAACUUCAACAAUUACUGAAGUAUGAUAUGGUAGUAUUAACAGAGCCAUUUCCUACACAGUGCCACUAGGAUAACAGAGCUCAAUAUCCAUGUUUGUAUGAAUAUUAUACUAAGUGUAUAAAACUUGAAGUCUUGUGGUUUGUCAUGUUAAAUUCCAAUAUUUCUUUGGAUGGUAUUAGUGUCUUAGUGUCAGUGUUGUAGUAUUAUCACUGUUUACCAAAUGUACAGUGUUGUCCUUUCAAUAACAAAAAUUGUUGGUAAUUCAUUUUUUGGUUCCAUCCUUCUCUGUUAGCAACUGAUGAAAUUUAUUAAGACUGAUAGUUUCAAAAUAACCCAAGAUUUGAAACAAUUUUUUAACCAGUUAUCUUUUCCAGAACCUGCUUGAUUAUCACACUUUUACUUGCAUAAACCUGUUUUCAAUGUAUUUAUUUCUAUAUAUUCUAAAAUUUUGAAAGCAACGAGAAAUAGUUCUUUCUGCUGAGACCGGCCUAUUAUGUAAGACAUGAAAAAGUCUGUUUCAUUAUAAUGAAUUUAGAAGUUACUCUUUUUAAUGAUCUACUAGAUGUUUAUUGUUGUGUAAAGGAAUGUCAACACCAUGACAUGGCCGAGACAAUCACACAUUGUAACUACAAACUGCUGUUGUCAUUGAUUAUAGCUGUAUGUUAAAGUGACUGUAUCUUCUUGUGGAGUUUGUACUCAUUUUGCAUGUUGAUAAUUCAUUUUCAUCUCUCAAACACAAAAAUUAUGUUGUUUUUGUUUAAAACAGAAGAAUUCAUGCUAUGAAUUUCACAGCUUUUUUUUUCUCAAAUCAUUCUGACAUAAAGAAAAUCAAAUGACACAUAUUCAGGACAUAGCAACAAAUCUAAAACUUAUUUCACAAGACAUCACCAGCGUUCUCAAGUACUGUAUGUUUUCAUUUCAAAUCUUUUCAUAUUUGGUCAGAAUGUUUUUGAACAAAGAAUUGAUAUGAUUCAAGUAGUUUUACCUGAAGUGCCAAGUCAGAGGUAGAACAGACACCCUUGAAGAAGCAUUUCUGAUGCUUCAGAAUUUGUGUAAGUUUACAUUUUGAGGUAGAACAUGCCAUUUUACUUAAACAUAAUAUUAUUAUAAUUGUGUUCAUUCUAUAUUUAGUAACACUGAUUGAUAUGACAGCGAUCCCUUUGUUUGCAUGCUUUAUUCGCUCAUUUUUGUUCAGCAUUUAGUUCCAUGUUUGAAUGAGAGGAUAAAGUCUUGUGAGGAUAAAAAAUACACCCUAUGCUGAUAUGUUAUUUUAUUUUCCCUUGUUUUGUCCUACAAAAGAAGUAUUGAUAAAUAUAAUUUUAGAUAAAGAUAUCUUAAUGUUGAAUUGUUUUAAUAGAUUCUUUGUUACCAAUAUAUUGUCUCUAUUUUUGUUAUGAAUUUGAAAUGCUUUAAUAUGGACCAUGUUCAAUGCAAAUGUAUAUUAUACAUAUACUAAGGAUACACCAGAAGGAAAUCCAGAAGAAACAUAAAAUACCUUAUCAAAAUUUUUCAAAAAUCACAAAAAUGGCUACCACAGGUUUUAAAAGUAGAUCAAGCAUAAUAUAUACAGUGGACGUCUCAAUGUUGAUAGAAGUUGUAAGUACAAUUAUCAACAAAUGGAUAAGUGCUGGUUGUUUAGAAUUACAAUUAUCUCAUUUCUCUAAAUUGCACAGCUGUAUAAAUUAUAUGGAAGAAUUCUUUUUGGCAAAGUUAAAAUUUGAGGAUAUAUUUUUGUUUCCUCUCUUGUUUAAACAUCCUGAUUUAUAUGUUUAAUCACAGAUGUAGGUAGUUUCUUUUCCAAGUCAAUUUUGAUCAUUUACAAAAUAGUUUACAUCCUUUUAAAUCCAUUGUGUAGGGAAGGAAUGGAUCAUAUAAUAUUCAACUUGCUAACAAAAUUUUUUAAUGGAUUAUCUGAUGUAAGUUAAUGAGGUAUUUUGAACAUGGUCCUUUGUUAUGAACUGUAGAAAUGGGUAUACAUUUCAAGUGAUCUGACACGAGUGCUAAGACCAUGAACUGUACAGAAGUUCAAACAGUGCUGGGCAUUGUUUAUUCCGAGUUUGAACAUUGCUUGAUUUAUUUCAAAUCAAAAUAGGUAUUUUUAAACAAUUUAAAUCCUGUUUUCCCCAGAACUCUUUACAUAACAUUGUUCUAAGGACAAAACAACAACUGUGUUAUUGUGGAUUUUGUACAGGUUGGCUAAGACAACAUUUAGCUUAGAUUUUUUUCUACACUAUUGUAUGAUAUUAUUUCCAUGUAAUAAUAAACUUAUAACACAUUUA